Microsporum canis CBS 113480 is the source of this 528-nucleotide messenger RNA. RefSeq lists its product as hypothetical. Lineage: Eukaryota; Fungi; Ascomycota; Eurotiomycetes; Onygenales; Arthrodermataceae. The record is from RefSeq and is a predicted model, not a curated record. The transcript has a single exon. The coding region runs from base 1 to 528 and encodes 175 amino acids.
AUGGCUGUUGGGAAUCGUCCCACGAUAUCCACUCAGGCCCUUCCUCCCGCAGAGUCAGCAACCUUCCUCGAGUCUGCGUUUUUCUCACGUAACGGACCAGGAGCUGAGCUACCAUCUCCCGCGAAUGUUCGUGAACAGGGCACGGUACAGGACCCAACAUUGAAGGGCCGUAACUUCGGUUUUCAACCUGUCCGUUAUGAGCAUCUCAGCCUAAUUGUGAAGUACGGACGCGCCCCUCAGGUAACAGUAGCUGAGGGCCAGUUACUCUGGGCGCUCCGUCGCGUCUUGCCUACUGUACCUGUCCCGGAAGUAUAUGGCUGGACUCACGAUAACGGUCAAGGAUUUAUCUAUAUGGAGCUAGUAAAGGGCGUUACUCUAGAGCAACGGUGGGAAUUUCUAGACCGGACACUGAAAGAUUGCUGGAACAAUCGAAUUCUAAAUUUUAUUUUACAUUCUUUUUCAUCUUGCAAGACCUUGACUACGGCUGAACCCAUAUAUUGUAGUGAAAAAACAGUCUAUCGAGAGUAA